ACGUCAAGCUCCCUUCCGGCGAAUGGGGGAUGGCCGCGCAUUGUGACAUUCCGCAGCGCACCUUUGAACACGCCAUCAAGCACAUUGCGGCGACGGAGAAAAAUCUCGACUACAUCAUCAUCACCGGCGACCUGGAGGCGCACGACAUGUGGGAGUACUCGCAAAACUAUACGAAAUAUCGUGUAAACUACGUCAACACCUUCCUAAAAGAGCAAUUUGGCGAUGUUCCGAUCUACAAUUCCAUCGGAAACCACGAAGGUGUACCCGGGAUGCGUGAGUUGAUGGCCUCCCACAACAUGGUUGAGUACGAUCAGAGGGGCCCGGCCUGGCUAUACUCGACUCUGGCGGAUUCUUGGAGAACCUGGCUGCCGGAAGAUACGAUGGUCGAUAUUCGAUAUCGAGCCAGCUACGCCGUUCGCCCAUAUCCAGGGCUGAAGCUGAUCUCGAUCAACACCAUCUACUGUUCCCAUUUUAAUUUCUAUGUCUACCUUAACAUCACUGACCCAGACGAUACGCUUCAAUGGCUAUCAAAUCACUUGUUGGAAUCCGAGAAAAAGGGGGAGAAGGUCCACCUCAUCAGCCAUAUUCCGACCGGUUCGGGGUAUUGCCUACGAGGGUGGGCCCAUAAUUUUUAUGACUUGGUUAAUCGGUUUGAAAACACGAUCGCCGGCCAAUUCUACGGUCACACGCAUCAGGAUCAUUUUCAGGUCUAUUUCGACCGUGGAGACCCGACCGGUCGAGUUACUCACGUCAACAUGGUAGCACCAUCUCUUACAACCUACGCGUAUAACAACCCUGGCUACCGUAUCUAUACUAUUGACGGGAAUUACAAGGGCAGCAGCUUUACUGUACUCGAUUGGGAGGCCUACUAUACCAAUUUAACGGAGGCAAAUGCAAGGGGAGAACCUGAAUGGAAGUUGGCGUACAAAAUGAAGGAAGCCUAUAAUAUGCCCGAUUUAUCACCAGCUUCAUUUAAUGCCGUAAUCGACCAAAUGUUUACAAAUGAAACGCUGUUCAGGGAUUAUUAUAUUUACUACCACCGUAACGACCAAUACAAAAUGUCGUGCAUCAAGGAGGCGAGCUGCCGGAAGACCUACGCUUGCGCGUGCAAGACGGCUAGAAGCUAUGAUGAGAAGCAUUUUUGCCCAAAU
Messenger RNA from Mesorhabditis spiculigera, 1151 nucleotides. The record is from the annotation of a GenBank genome assembly. NCBI's taxonomy places the organism in Eukaryota, Metazoa, Nematoda, Chromadorea, Rhabditida, Rhabditidae.